UUAGAGCCUGUUGCUAAAUUAGGCCCGCUGCGUGCUGUGUCUUUUCCCCAAAGUCUACCAAAUCUCUCCCCGAAGUUUCGCAGAUUUAUCUCAAAAUUCCCCUAAAUAUUAUUUAGUAAUGAGUAAUGGAGGAGGCCAUGGUCCUGGUCUAGAACACCAGUUUGCUGCCUUAGACAUUAAGGAUGGAGGACGACCUGAAGCAAAGCGAUACAUUCCGCCCCACAUGCGCCAGGGAGGGGAAGUGAGUAACAGAGGUGGUUUCCCCAGCUAUCCAGGCAGGGGAAACUUCAACAACACCUUCAACAGAGGCCCACCUGGACCACCACCAGUGGGUAACUUCCCCAACCCAGGCGGUUUUCCUCCUACCCAAGACUUUGGCGGUGGCUACAAUCGCAGCGGCGGGGGCUCCACCCGCGGCAACUUCCGUGGCAACUACCGCGGCGGCAGCAACGAUCGCGGAGGGUACAACGACCGCGGCGGUGGCGGUUACAACAGCCGGGGCGGCUUCAGCAACCCGCCCUCCUUCGAUCGCAACCGGGGAUUCCAGGACCGAGGAGGGUUCAACAGCCAAGAGCAACCCUUCAACAACCAGUACAGCGGCCGGAACUUCGGAAGCUUCAAUCGUGGGGGCGGCGGUGGCGGCAGCAGCUUUGGAGGAGGGCGCUCUGACAACUGGGGUGGCAGCAACGGGGGAAAGGCGUUCCAGAGAAGCCGAAACUGGAACAACGACGAUUCGUACAGUCGCGGCCGACCAGAGGAGAUCUCUGAAGUGGAUUGGACCAAGCCGCUGCCAAGAAAUGAACGACUGGAACAUGACCUUUUCGGAUCUUCCAACACUGGUAUCAACUUUGACAAGUAUCAAGAUAUUCCGGUCAAGGCCACAGGGGAAGACGUUCCGGAAAAGAUUUCCAAUUUCGCCGACAUCAAUCUUGGGGAGAUUAUCAGCAGUAACAUUACCCUGAGUAACUACGCCAGCCCGACUCCAGUACAGCAAUAUGCCAUCCCUAUCAUCAAGGGAAAGAGAGACCUCAUGGCGUGCGCCCAAACAGGCUCUGGUAAGACGGCCGCCUUCCUGGUGCCCAUCUUAUCACAGAUCUACGAGGGUGGACCCUACAAGUCCACAUCCGGAACUGGGACCAAUCGCCGUAAGCAGUUCCCGCUGUCGCUGAUUCUGGCCCCGACCAGAGAGCUGGCCUCACAGAUCUACGACGAAGCUCGCAAGUUUGCCUACUGUUCCCGCGUGCGUGUGUGCGUGGUCUACGGUGGCGCGGACAUCAGCAACCAGAUGCGCGACUUGGACAACGGCUGCCACAUGCUUGUGGGUACGCCGGGACGACUCGUGGAUAUGAUGGAACGCGGCCGCGUCGGAAUGGACAACAUCAAGUGGCUGGUUCUGGACGAGGCUGAUCGCAUGCUUGACAUGGGCUUUGAGCCGCAGAUCCGUCGCAUCGUGGAACGAGACACCAUGCCCAAGACCGGGGAACGUCAGACCCUCAUGUUCAGUGCCACCUUCCCUAAGGAGAUCCAGAUGCUGGCCCGAGACUUCUUGGACAACUACAUCUUCUUGGCGGUGGGCCGUGUGGGCAGCACCAGCGCCAACAUCACCCAGAAAGUGGUCUGGGUGGAGGAGGGCGACAAACGCUCCUUCCUCCUGGAUCUGCUAAACGCAGCAGGUAAAAAAGAAAACAUCCAAGGGCCGUCAUCGCUGACCCUCGUUUUCGUGGAGACCAAGCGCGGCGCCGACGCCCUGGAUGACUUCCUGCAGAUGCAGGGCUAUCCGGCGAGCAGUAUCCACGGCGACCGCUCGCAGCGUGAACGCGAGGAGGCGUUGAGGACCUUCCGUACUGGGAAGACUCCCAUCCUGGUUGCUACGGCUGUGGCAGCUCGUGGUCUUGACAUUCCCAACGUCAAGCAUGUCAUCAACUUUGAUCUGCCCGGGGACAUCGAAGAGUACGUUCACCGUAUCGGCCGUACCGGUCGUGUUGGCAACCUCGGCUUGGCCACGUCGUUCUUCAACGACAAGAAUCGUAACCUGGCCCGUGACCUGGCUGAGCUGAUGGUGGAAACCAAGAUGGACCCUCCUGCCUGGCUGGAGACCAUGGUCUUCGAGGCCAAGCAGAACUUCUCCGGUAAACGUGGACGCAAGAACUUUGGCGGUGGCGGCUUCGGCUCUCGUGACUACCGCCAGGCCAACCGUCCCCGUGGCGGUGGUCAGCAGGGGAUUGCUUUCGGGGGCGGGCACCACGGACACACCCAGGUCCCGUUUGCCGCCUUCCCCCAGUACCAGGCCUCCUACGGUGGCAGCUAUGCCCAGCCAAACAGCGGCAGUAGCACGGACUGGUGGGGCAACUAAACACCCCAACGGUCGGAGACAGAAACGGUAAGAAACAUUCAGGGUUGAUGGACCAUUCCUGAGAAAAAAAAAGUGAACUCACACCAGAAUCUUUACAAGCUGAUAAGUGCUUUCCAAAAAGAAGUAUGAAUGUUAAAAAAAAAAGUACCAGUCAGUCCUGGAUAGGACUUAACAACUAUAUAAAAUUGGCAAAAAGUUUUGAUGGGAUCUGGUUAUUUGUGAAAAUUUUUCACCAGGGAAACGCUUCUGUGGUGUGUCGUGAAAUAUCAUGGCAUCACCAGAUUAAAUGUGAGUUUAUUAAAGAAGAAAAAAGGAGACCAAUUUUAUUUCUGAGUUUUAUUUGGAAAGCUCAGGAAUGUCACGUGAUCCAAGAAAAUGUUUUAGAGAGAAAACCUCAGUAAAUGAUGAUUGAGGAUAAAUUUAUAUUUAUCGCCAAAAAAAUUGAAAAACAGGAUGAACCAAAAAAAACCCAAAAAACACUUACAAAAGUACAUCUUAACAUUUGACGUUAAGGACUGUAAUAAGAAUAUGUAUGACGCAGUCGGACGUCAUAAAGACUGGUACCUGGCACUGAUACCCUGAAUGUAAGAUAGACGAUGACAGUGGAACCAGACAGGACAGGUGGCAAGGAAGAAUCACCUGUUUGUCAUUAAAUAAUUAAUUAAUUAAUUAAGUGGAUGUUAAACUUUAACGCAUAGUUGAUGUUUUUUGCCGUAGUUUUUUUUUUCCUCUAGGAGUUGUGUUAGUAAUGGCCCCUGCAGCAUGAGUGUUGAUUAUUGUUUUAAGAUAUAAAAAGUAGCUGACUUGAAGAAGUGGAUUAAAGGUAACAUUUGAUUGAAGUCGUUGUUUAUCGAUGACACUAAUGAGUAAUUUAAAUAGUAGGACGCACAAAGUGGCAACGCCUACUCAAAUGAAGCAAUAUUGGAGGGGAAAAAACUGUGACUUUUUUGAGAAAAAUAAUAACUGAGAUGUGAAAUAUCCGCAGACUAAUGUAUUCACAUACUUAAUUUUUGUCACAUUUGAAAAUGAGACAUUCAUUCCAGAAACCAACAAUUAUUGAGGUGAUUUAACUGUUUAAAAACUAAUUUGGACUAUAUUUCAGCCAUGAUCCACUCGGAACCUGUGGUGUAAUUAUAAUCGAAAUGUAAGACCUAAACUUUAGUAUAGUUGGAGUGUUCCUGUAUCGAACAACUCCAGUAACUGUUCAAAUUUUUUCGUGCAUGCUUUUUUGUUUUCUUUUUCUGUGUUUCUUUGUUCUGCAGGGGCCGUAGUUGUUUUAUUUGGUGUUUAUUGUAUUUAUAAUCGGUGCAUAUUCUGUUGUUCCAUACGUUGUUUUUUUUCAAGGAACUCUCCAAAAGAUGGAAAUAAGAAACCAAAAAGAAGCGUUUUUCGAUUUUCGUCUCGUAAAAAAAAAAAAUUGGAUGAGUGCUUUGAGCUGUCGCCCACAAAGAUGAGCAAAAAAUCAUUGUAAUUUUUUUUAACAUACCAAAGGUAUCCAACAUUUUAAAUCAUACUUUCGGUUUUGUAUGUUGACAACAUAAAAAAAAUGGUCAACUAUCUCAAGGACAACAAGAGAAACUUAAACUUUCGACUUACAACAAAUUCUGACAGAAAGACAUCCAGUUUUUGACUGGACGACCACAUGAAUGAAUAGCAACAGACGUUGCAUUUUCAAACUGAAGUGUUUUCCAUCUUUUCGCUUCGUUGUGAAAAACAAAUUUAAAAUGAGAAAGUAUUGUUCAGCCUGUAUAUUUUUAUUUAUAAAUGCAGAUUGUCAAAUUUGCAUAUUCGGCAUUUUUACAUGACUACAUAGUAAAAAGAAUUGUGCUGUUUAACGAAAAAGGUUUUUGCCAAUGCUCAAGAAAGAUUUCCAAGUUCAAGAUGCUUAUUCAAGUUGGCUGACGUCCAGAAAGUUGGUCUUAGAGCAUUUAAUAGAGAGCAUGAUCUGAUAAUUAAAGGGCCAAAUCCAUCAUUUUCGAGCCAGGAAAAACAAAGUCAAAGUAAGAUGUCAUUCUCAGGUUUGGUAAUUCCAUGGUUCUGUUACUUUUUUUUUUACCGUUUUUUGAAUGAUGAGAAUGACAUCAUCAUGACAUCAUACAAUGACCGUUAUGUUCGGGGAUACUCUCUCCGUCCCGAACGCAACGGUCGACCGAUUUUUGUGAUUGGCCUGGCCCUUUAAUGACCUCCCAAUCGGGCCCACACAAUGCUGAGUAUAUUUGGGUCUUUGCUUAAUAAUCGGUUUAUCCAAAUAAGAGACUAACCUCCGGUCUCAAAAGAAAAGAAGUGUGGCUUUUGAGUAGGAAUUUCCUGCCUCCGUUUUGAAGCAACUAACCGAGGCACGUCAUAACUUUGUAGAAAGAUUUGUACGACCGACCUCACAAAUUUGGUCUGUGUACAUUUUUUGUUAAACAUUUUUAAUCAAAGGGAGAAAAACUGUAUUAAAUAACCAUUUGUAAGUGCAAAGAUGUUUUCUGAGAGAUAUUUAUCAGUCAAAUUUCAUUUCUCGCACUGGAGACAUCCAAAGAUAGACUGGGAUUUUUUUGUAUUCUCUCAACGUAGAAGGUUUUUUUGUAAAUGGACCUCCAGUUAUUUAAUUGAUCAAUUUUCGUACUCUGAUGUUAAGUUAACGAUGGUAUAUUAAUGGAAUUUGACACUUACUACUACUUAGCAGACAGGGUUUUGGCAAUUGUAUUUAUAUAUCUUGAGACAGGAGUUAUAAACUUGUUUUUAAGAAGUCUUCAGGUAUUUCUCAAAUGUGAAAAAAAAGGACAACAGAUCUUAUUGAGAAUUAGAGUUUUUGGUGCUUUUAACCUGAACUCUGGAUCAAAAUUUGAUAGUAUUAGUUGUGUGUAUAUGAUGCAGAGUGGCAGUUAUAUUCAAGUCCAUCACUAGUCAAUCACAAGUCAAAUAAGUUCGGUCACAAGUAACGAGGAUAAACAACGGUCCUUGUCACAGAUCAUGUGCAUAAUUUGUCGCAUGAUUUGAUGAUUAUUUGCAUAAGUUGUCACAUGAUUUGAUGAUCAUUUCCAUAACUUGUCACAUGAUUUGAUGAUCAUUUGCAUAACUUGUCACAUGAUUUGAUGAUCAUUUCCAUAACUUGUCACAUGAUGUGAUGAUCAUUUGCAUAACUUGUCACAUGAUUUGUGACUGACUUGUGAGGACUUUAGAAAACGUGACAACUCUAAAACUAUUUUUUUUUGGCUGCACAAGGCUACAUCAGCUGUGUAGUGUGCUGUCACACACCACUAUUUUUACACAGCGAAAGGAAGGAAUAAUAUUUGACACAGUUUCAGAAGAAACAAAAAAGAGAGAGAAAAAGCAUAUUUUUUAUAAGCUCAUUUCCCUGUGCCUUUGAAAAAAGAAAUCUUUGAUAGCUUGGUUAAAAAAGUGAGGGAAAUCACAUAAAAUGGGAACAAAGUUUUUGUUUUUAUCUUUCUACCAAAAAAAUCAACACUGUGGCACAUCGUCACUGUUCCCUGAUGCAAUAUUAUAAAGAAAUGACACAUAUAACAAAGUGCUAAGAUGCAUUUGGAAGAAAGGAUGAGAGAUCGUAUAACAAUUCGACUAGAUUAACUGUAAUAAGAUAUUUUUUUGUUGUACAUAUAAUAAUCAAUCACAGAUAGAAAAGGAAAAGAUGUACAAUGUUAUUAGAUUGAAACACUUGGCCCCGCACGCACAAACUCAGGACUCGUCCGCCGGUUUUACAAACAAAAAGUGUUACGAAAAAAUUUAGCUUUUUUGUUUAAUCACAAUGGCUACGUUUUUUCAAGAACCUGUUUGCCUUUAUAGUGGUUGCCGAUUUUCUAUACUUCAUUGUGGCAAUGCUUAUUUAUUGCAUGUACAUGUUUUUACCCCAUUGUAAAGCAUUUGUCCCCUUUUGAUUUUUUUUCCAAAAAAAGCAGCCUUUGAAAAAAGGAAGCAGGCAGGAACGCCAAAGAUUUUUUUAAUAUUUUUUUCCCCCACUGCCUGGGGUAUAAAAAAGUUUGCAAUAUUAUUUGACCUCGCACUCUAUACAAAUGAAUGUAUUGAAGUUGAAUCCUUUCAAAAAUUCUGAAUCAUUUAGAGUACUUUACACUAGUUUUGCUCUUUUUUUAUAUUUUCAUUCCUGCCAAGGUUGUUUUUAUGGAGGGGGCGUUUAUCAGGGAUUAUAAAAAUUUGGGAAUAGGAGAAAAUCCACUUCUCUCCACACACUGUAUGUGGAAAACAAUGUUCAUAACGCGUAAUAAGAGGAAUUUUUUUAAUGUCUCUGGCAAAUUGUAAGUUACCAUAAAAAUUGGGACAUGGUGUUUGUAAAUAAUUUAGAAAAAAAAUAGUUCGCUGGAAUCGAACAUCUCUUAUGUGACGGCUGUUUAAUUAACUACCAGUACCAGGAUUCGAUAUGUUUGAAUUAUAGUGCUGAACUGACUUUUUAUAAUGAACGGACAGGAGAAUUUUGAAGAGUUUUACCGCAACUUUACUUUUUUUUUGUCCAUUUAAAAAAUAAUUUUUGAACACAAGACAAUUUUUUACUCAUUGAAAUUGUCAGAGACAUUUUCUUCCUUUUUAUACGCCUGUUAAAAAGAAAAUUAUUUAAGUAUUUGUAUAAAAGCGAAACACCUCACAGCAUUCUGUAGACCUUUUGAUAAAAAAAAAUCGACUUUUUUCCAUGAGCCAGAUUUUUUAUAGCAUCUGUGAUAUAUGUAUCUAAUAUUUAUACAAGUUUUGUGUUUUUCCAAUAUGUAAAUUGUUUUGUUGUCUGAAAGGAAGCUCUUACACAAAGACGAGUGUGAAGGAAAAUGUGUGUGCUGGUUCGAGAGUGGGGGAUGUUUUUGUGAAGAUUUUUUUUGGUGUGAUUACUGCGGGACAUUCCUUUCCCGUGUUGGACAUGGGAAAACCUAAGUGCAGUAAUUUUUUUUUUCAGGUUUAACUUUUUAGGUGUUUGUUACCGCUUUGCCUCAAAAUGAGCCCUGUUGGUAGGCUGAAUUACUUUCGAGCAUAAAGAAAACGAAGACAAUUUCAAAAAAAAAAUAUCAACUUUUUAAUUUUAUGCUAGAUGCAGCAGGAAAAACUUCAGCUCAAUUUGGUUCUUUAACAAAAAAUAUUUCUUUUUGUUUUGUUUUUUAGAAAGCUUGUUGCAAUAUUACAAAAUAGGAAUUCCCUUCUAAAAAGAGUUGACAUGUCCCUAUACCAUGCAUGCACUGCAGUCUUAGGAACAAACAGUUUUUAGCUGUUCAAUUUCCGAGGAAAAAAAACAACAGAUUUCCAAAUAAGCUAUUUUUUCUUUCUUACCUUCGAACAUUUUUGUUAGAAGUCCGCAGUUCCAGUACGUACAUGUAUAUACUUUGUACAAAUAAUGUCAGUAUUGCACAAAACAACCAUUUUCUUUAAGUGGGUAUAGUGCUUCCUGUGCCCGAAAAAACAUAAAAGCCUUAUAAGCAGUGCAGUAUUAAUAAUGGGUUUAAAGAUGAGCUCGUGUGCUAACUAACAACGUAAGCUUAAGAAACUGUAAUUUUUGUGCUUUUUUUAAUCUUCAACUUUUUGGAUUUGUUUUUAUUCUGAUUUGUUCGCACCCACCCCGUAAAUUUAUCCUAGGGCACUGGAAAGGGCAAAGAAGCCAUCUUUUACCAAAGGCCAUAUGGCGGUGUUUUUUUUGCGAUGACAAUUUUGCUAUGACAUCUAAUUUAACAUGCUUAGAAGGUGCCUGCUUGAUUAGAUUCUGGUUUCAAAGUUUAUCACUGAGUAAAAUGAGUAAAAUAAGUAAGAAUAUUUGACUGCAGCUCUUUUGUUCGGAACGCACAUUGCGUGCCAGCUGGCUUAAUAUCUCUAUAUUUUUUAUUAUUUUGAUGUUUUUUAGUUAUUUCUUUAAACCGGUCGGGUGCAGUUCGUCACAGGACUUUCUUUUUCAUGACUAAUUUCUAGGUGUGACUGUUCCGCCCAUUGGCCGAUCAACCGGGGCAUUCACAGUGUGAUUCCACCCAUGUCAACAGCGACCUUGAUGCACAGAACACAAAGUUGUUCUCCAUGUGCUUCCAGUGCCAUUUCCAUCACCAUAAAAACAUGGUGUUUGAUUUGUUUUUUCCUGAAAUUUUCCGCAAAAAAAGGUGCUAUCUGUCUAAUUAGAAACCGUAGGACAGGCGCUCAGUAGUAUUAAAGCAUUUUUUUUCAAGCAAUUGUUUACCUUUGAAAAAAUGGAUAGAUCGCCUUCGAUAGUUGAAGCAUUUUGUGUACAAAGUCUUUGUACAUGUACAUGUAUACAGUUUCUAGUUCUUAGAAAAUAUCAGUUAUAGGGCUUGUGAAACAAGAUCGGAUUUUUGGCUUCAGUAAAUAGUGGAGGGUUUUUUCCUUCAGAUUUUGGCUUGUAAGUAGGGGAAUAUUGUUAAGGUUGGGUUUGGUAACUGACAAUUGUUUUUUUUUUCCUUUACAGCCAAGAAGUUAAGUUUUGGAACGUUACGGUGCCUUUCGAACAAACAAUCGUACAUUCUUAUUUUAAGAUGGUCGCUCCAGUUUCUACCUUAAUCUUGCCCAUUAAAGUACUGUACAAUUUUGCAGGUUUUAAAAUUUUUACUAACUAAGAAACUGUAGAUUUAUACCUCAUUUUUUUUUAUGAGACAAAUCACCAAGUUCAAAGAUUGUACAAUUUCUCAGGUGUAUCACUGCUCAAGUUCAAAUUGAACAAGGCUAGUGUAGUUUAAAAGUUGGACAAUUCAGUGUGAAUUGAAUGCUCAGAGUAAAUUGAACGUUCUUUGUGUGCAAUUUACAGAACAUGGGGUACAAUCAACACUUUGGACAUUUAGUGUAAAUCUUACACGCACAAGUGUUUACUUUACACUAAGUAGUGUACAGUAAUGCUAAGGAGUGUAUAUAUUACACAAUGUUGUGUAAAUUCGACACUGCAUACGCCAUUGAAACAUGUACAUAGAUACCAUUUAUUUUUAAUGAAUUUUUGGACCAAUUGUGUAGAAGCCAGCGAUUUCAUACUUAAAAUAUGAAAUUCAAACAAGUUUCAGAGCAGUAAGGAAAAUUGUACUCGUACAACUCCCAGAAUUGUGUUCCUGGAUAUUUUUUAAUGUACAUUCAAAGGAUGACUAAUCUUUUGAUAACUGCACAAUUUGGCUUUGAAUAAAAACAUUUAACAUUUUAUCAUGAGCCAGCACUUUUUAUACUUUAUCCCGCAUGUGGAAACUGUUGAAGAUAUUUCUUGCGGUAGUGUUUCUUACGGACCAAACUAUUUGUAAUAGUAACUUUAACUUAGUUGUGCACACAACUAAGAAACUUCAACCAGUGAUACAAAAGGCGCUUUACAAUUCAAAAUAUCUAUAUGUGUGCCAUACGACUGGAAUUUUUAGGUUAAGGUUGAGUGUGUGACAUAUUUUAACGCUUCUUUUUUAUCCUUUUUUCUUCUUAUUUUUUCUGAAGAAAAACAAGUGCUCCAAUGAGUAUAGAUACAUCCAUGCAAUGCUCGUAAAAUAUGUCCAAAGUGUUAUGUGUGUGAAAUUUGAGUGGUUUGAUUGAGUAUGUUGCAGGUAUUCAAAGUUUAGCUGAGGUUUCCUUCAUUUUUUUUCAUUUUUUUGAGGAUGAUAAAAGUUGAACAAUAUGUACUGUACUUUUUCUAUUCAUAAAGAAGAUAUUUGAUGUUGAAUCGUUCAUAUUGUACCGUUGCAAUGAAUAUAAGUAAAUUUCAACAUCAAUCACUUGUAUUUUUUUUGUUUUUGUUUUUUUUUGGAAGAGAAAAAUAAGCAUUGUAAACUUGUUAAACGUAAAUCGCUGAUUAUUUAUUGGAAAAAAUGCUGUGAGGUAUUCCUUUUUAAUUUAUCCAAAAAUCUGUAAAAAAAAAAAUAAGACAGAAAUCUGUGUACAAAAAUAUUGUCCUUUCGAGUGCGGGGCAAGUGUGUGCGUGAACAAAACCAAAACUUACGAGUGUAGGAAUUCCAAGUGUGAUUGAAAAUAACAUAUUUUUUUUUCUAAAUUUUAACAUCCAGUUGUUGACAGGGAUAGCUGUAUACAAAAUGUUAUUCAUAAACGAGAGAGAACAUAUACAACUGUAAAAUGAGUAUUAUUAUUCCUGUGUCUUCUACUUAGCCAAAGAUUUGGGAGAGAGAGAGGUUGGAAACUAGACUUUGUAUAUGUAUCUUAUAUGACGGAAGUCUUUUCUAAUAUACUCAGCACAAGUGCCCGAGGGAGAGUAACCAUGCUAUUUUUUGGUUUUAAUUUAAUUUUUGUGUUCAGGCGACAUGGGACAACAGAGUUGUGUAGUAUUACUACUAUUAUACCUAUUGUUAUUAUUGAGAAUUUAAGAAAAAAAAGUAAUGAGCAUUUUCAUAUAGUGUGCUUUUGCUGUUAUUUGGUCUUGCAUUGUUCAAUAUUUGGGGAGACUUACUGAGAAAAUGUAUUGCAUUAUGAAAAUGUGUUUGGGAAACUAAUGAAAAGUUAAGAUGUGCAAGUACGAGUAUGUGAAGUGCAAGGUGAAGUUAUUCAGCCAACAUGAAAAUAAGAUGGUAUUUUUCUUACUUCCAUACGUCGAAACUUUACAAGAUUAUUGUUCAUGUUGAAACAUAAGUAACAUCCGAAGUGCAAAAGUUAAAAGCCCGAAUGUUCUUUCAUGCAUUUUAAGACCAUAAGUUUCGCCUUGUAAACAAAAAAAAGAGUCGUAUUUCUAGGAAAGUAUAACUUUGCCUUGAAUUUCUUGCGAAAUAAAUUAGAAAUAGACUGAUGAAAAUUUCACAUUUUGCAUCGUAUUUAUGCGAAGACAAUGUAAAGAAAAUGCCAUCCAUUGUGUCCUCCGUGCACCGCCAUCUUGGUCUAGUUUCCUGAACGAGUUAGUACUGUGAACUGGACAUCUUCGUCAUGGGCACCAGUCUGUUUUUAGGUACGAGCCUAAAUUAUUUUUUUAGACUCGUGUGUAAAAAAAAAAAAGAUUGCUGAAAAAAAACAAACAUGGAUGGCAUUUUCCACACCUUAGAAUUGAGGGAAAACAAAGUGAAAAAUGUGUUUCCCCUCUUACAACUAAAGAAAAAAGUGAAAUAACUGAUGGAUAAUACAGAGGAAUUCAUUGAAAUAAUGAGGGCAUGUUCACAUUGUUAACGAUGUAUCUUCACCGAUAUUUGUACUGAAUAAAAAGUGAAGUAGUUGCAAAAGCAAA
This is a messenger RNA of Patiria miniata (bat star), 11471 nucleotides long. RefSeq names its product putative ATP-dependent RNA helicase Pl10. The record is from RefSeq and is a predicted model, not a curated record. Gene Ontology annotation, molecular function: RNA binding; RNA helicase activity; ATP binding. Gene Ontology annotation, cellular component: nucleus; P granule. The coding region runs from base 119 to 2353 and encodes 744 amino acids. Gene Ontology annotation, biological process: gamete generation; cell differentiation. The transcript is spliced from 16 exons. Lineage: Eukaryota; Metazoa; Echinodermata; Asteroidea; Valvatida; Asterinidae.